AUGCCCCGGGAAACGGGAACUACAUCUCCCGCAGUGCCCCAAGAGGAAAUGGCGACUGCCCUGGUGUGUCACUGCCCCGCGUCGCAGUGCGCAUGUGGUCGGGUGGCGGCUGAGGUGGCGGAGUCGGCGGUGGCUGAAGCAACCACAAUGUCAAAUAAGGAGGUGAAGGCAACAUUAAAGAGUGCUAGAGAUGCAAUAAGAAAUAAACAGUAUAAGGAGGCCUUAAAACAUUGCAAGGCAGUUUUGAAGCAAGAAAAAAAUAACUACAAUGCUUGGGUAUUCAUUGGCCUGGCAGCUGCUGAGUUAGAGCAGCCUGAUCAGGCCAAAGGAGCAUACAAGAAGGCUAUUGAACUUGAACCAAACCAGUUACUGGCAUGGCAGGGAUUAGCAAAUUUGUAUGAGAAACCCAACCAAACAGAUGUCAAAGAAGACUUAGCAGAUGUUUACCAAAAACUCUUGGAACUUUAUGAAAGUGGUGACAAGCAGAAAUGGUGUGAUGUAUGUAACAAGCUUGUGGAACUAUACCAUCAAGAAAAGAAAUAUUUAGAGGUGGCUGAAACUUGGCAGAAACUAAUAAGGAUGAAACAGGAGGAAGGUGCAGAAAAGGCAGAGCUUCAUCAGCUCUGGAAGAAGAUGAUCCAGUUACUGAAAGACAGUACAAGGAACCAGGAUAAUAAGACUGAGCAGUUGCUUUUGACUGCAUUUGAACAUGCGCUGCACUCUGCUGACACCGUUCCUGGUGAAGACCACCAAAAUCUUUACAAAGACUUCAUACAGUGCUUGUCAAAAUUUCCUCAUGAAGUAGCUAGGUUGGAAAAGGCCUGUCAUGAUAUGAUGGCUUUGUACCCUACUGUGAGUUACCCUUUGGAAGUACUUUGCUUGCACUUUGUUCAGUCAGGUACUUUGUCGGAAAAGGCCCUACACUGUUUCUCUAGGCUUUUGGAGAUGGAUGCAAACAGUGGUCCUGGCAUCAUUUGUUUUGGUAUAAAAUGCCUCAAAGAAAAUAAAUACAAGGAGGCUGUUAAGAGUCUUACUGAAGGUUUGCAGAAGACUAACCAGUGUCCAGCAGCAUGGUAUUAUCUGGCAGAGGCGCAGAUGAAAAUCCGUGAACACAGAAACGCUGUCCUGUCCUGCAAUCAAGCUCUUGAGGCUCUUGGAACUCCUGAGAGUCCUAAUCUUCCAUGGAAGAACCUUGCCUUUCAGUUGAAAGCAGAGAUUUUGAUUAAAAUAGCUGAUGCUGAUGCUGCAGAAGAAGCGAUUAAAGCACUUGAGCAGAUUAUAGAUGGAAGCAGUGAUCCAGUGAUUUCAGCUCUCAGGGGUCAGGCUUAUCUUAACAAAGGUUUAAUGGAUCAGGCUUCAAAGAUUUCACAAGAGCUUCUCUUGUCCCACCCUGAUGUGGCUGAGGCCCAUGCUCUAGAGGGUUUCAUCCAUUAUUCCCAAAAGAACUAUGAACAGGCAGAAAAAAGUUUUCUAAAUGCUAUUGAAAGAAAGGCUGGAACUGCAGAGUAUCAUCAGUACCUAGGGCUCACAUACUGGUUCAUGAGCGAUGAGACAAAAAAAGACAAAGGAAAAGCACUCACUCAGUUCCUGAAGGCUGCAAAAUUGGACAGCUACUUGGGAAGGGCCUUUUUUUAUCUAGGUAACUACUACAGAGACAUUGCUGGAGACAAAAGUAGAGCUCGUGGUUGCUAUAAAAAGGCUUUUGAACUGGAUGAGACGGAUGAAGAAUCUGGAACAGCAGCUGUCAACCUAAGUGUGGAACUUGGAGACAUGGACACUGCCCUGUCAAUCCUGAAUAAGGUAACUGAAAAAGCAAGACCUGGUACAGCAAAAUGGGCCUGGCUUCAUCGUGGUCUUUACUACUUGAGAACUGGUCAGCCAUCACAAGCAGUGUCUGAUUUGCAGGCAGCUCUAAGGGCUGAUCCAAAGGAUUCCAACUGCUGGGAGUCUCUAGGGGAGGCUUACUUCAACAGAGGUAGCUACUCAACAGCUCUGAAAUCCUUCAGGAAAGCAACUGAGCUGAACCCAGGGCUCGUGUACAGCAUUUACAGAGCUGCAGCACUUGAGCAGAUUCUAGGCAAAUACAAAAAUGCUAUUGCUACCUAUCAACAAAUAUUAAAGAAGACAGAAAACUAUGUGCCUGCAUUGAAAGGACUUGGCGAGUGUUAUCUCAUGCUGGCAAGAUCAGCCCUUGGCAACUAUUUGGAUAGGAAGGCUGUGGAUUACAUAGAGCAGGCCCUUGCAUAUUUUACAAGGGCAGUAGAGCACCGUCCUGAUGUAUCUUGCCUCUGGAAACUGUUAGGAGAUACCUGUACUAGUGUGCAUGUUAUUUCACCAACCAAAGUGAAUGUUCAAGUACUAGGAUCCCUUCUGAGUAAAAAUGCAACCAAACAGGUGCUGAAGAAAAAUGAGCUUCUCAUACUGGGAGGAAGGUGUUAUGGCAGAGCUUUAAAGCUGAUAUCUUUGCCUAGCAUAUGGUGUGAUCUUGGAAUAAAUUAUUAUCGCCAAGCGGAGCACCUCACACCAGUUGGCACUGACAAGAAUGAGAUCAGUGAACUGCUAGAGAAGUCUUUGCAGUGUCUCAAAAAAGCAGUGAGACUUGACAGCAAAAAUCAUCUUUAUUGGAAUGCACUUGGUGUAGUUGCUUCCUGUAGUGCUAUUGGGAAUUAUGCUCUUGCACAACAUUCGUUCAUCAAAUCUGUUCAAGCUGAGCAAAUUAAUGUUGUUGCCUGGACCAACUUGGGGGUUUUGUAUCUGGCAACUGGAAACAUAGAGCAAGCUCAUGAAGCCUUCAAGGUAGCCCAGUCUCUGGAACCUUCUUACCUGUUGUGUUGGAUUGGACAGGCUCUUAUUGCAGAGACUGUAGGCAGCUAUGAUACCAUGGAUCUCUUCAGGCAUACGACUGAACUCAGUAUGCAUGCUGAGGGAGCAAAAGGCUAUGCCCACUGGGUAUGUUCAACGCUGCAGGAUAAAGCCAACAGAAACACUGUACUGUAUCUGUACAACAUUGUUCAAAUGAAUGCUAUACCAGCAGCCCAAGUGGUCUUGAGCAAAUACACAGAAAGAAAUCCAGAUGAUGCUUCUGCUUUCACUAUGUUUGGGUUUUUGAAUGAGUAUCUGCAUCUAAAACAGCAGGCAGCCUAUGCCUAUGAGAGGGCAGCUUCACUGCUGAAAAACUCAGAGGAUACUGAGAAAUACAAUACAGCAAUGCAAAACUAUGGCAGGUCACUAUGUGCUCUUGGGCGGUGUGAUGAGGCCAUUGAAGUUUACACAUCAAUACCGCUAACAGAGUUCGAUGGCAUUGUGGGGCUAGCCUUAGCUUACUUCAAGAAAGGACUCUUAGAAGAAAGUAUCAAAGCCUAUGAAAAAGCCUUGUCUGUUGCUGAGUCGGAAAAAGAUAAAGCACAUAUCCUGACUGCCUUGGCAAUAAUAGAAUAUAAACUGAACAAAGUGGAUGCUGCAAAGACACUGCUGUUUAAAUGCUCAUUAAAGGAACCUAGUACAGAAAGUCUGAAGGCUUUGUGCACACUGGGAUUGGUAAAGCAGGAUGCAACACUUGCAACAGCAGCCCUUAAAGAAUUACUGAAGCUUGAAAAAGGGAAUGAUGGGAUUUAUGAGAGGUGUCUUAUUGCAUCUGCUGUUUAUGCAUUACAAGGUAGAAAUGUGGCAAUCCAGAGGGAAGUCUCCAAAGCAAUACACAGUUACCCUGAUAACUCUGCCCUUUGGUCUCUUCUGUCUCAACUAGUUCCACUGUAUGCAUCCAGAAAGCCAAAAGGAGGAGCUGUGGCAGGAAGUGUCGCAUAUACACUUGAUGUAAACCAUGGAAAGGAAGUCCUGCUGAAUAUUGCAGUUAAUCAGUUGGUAGCAGGAUGUCACAUGUUAGAAGAUAAGAAAAACAACCCUCUGAAAAAUAUUCAGAAGGCCAUCCAUCUCUGUCCAGAUAACCCUGCUGCUUGGGCAGUGCUAAUGGCAGCCUGUCAUGCUGAAAACACUGUUGUCUGUCUAAACAACACUGAACCGAAACGAACAGGUCUAGAGAUGACACUUGUGUCUACAGUUUCAGCCAAAACUGGAGAAAGUAACCUUCCACAUAAUUAUGUCCGCACUCUGGAAGACUGGUGUCUGUGUCAAGCUAUUACCAGUCUACAGGAGACUGGUAAACUGUCAGAAGCUGAAGCCCUUUGUAACAAGGGUUUAAAAAGCUGCCCUGAGCACCCAGCUCUGUUUUUGCUUUUGAGACAAGUUCAGUGUAAGCAGCUGUUGCAGUCUCACAAAGAACUUCCAGACAACAUCCUGGAGGAACUUCGCAAGACAGUCAUGUCCAGUUCAUCCUCAGCUGCAGCCUGGCAAUGGCUGGCAAAAAUAUAUCAGUCUCAGAGAAUGAUGACUGGAGCAGAGAUGUGUUACAGAAAGAGUCUGCAGUUGGCAUCACAACAGGGCAGCUGGAACGGGAAGUUAUCCAGUCUGCUCAGGCUAGCUAUGCUCGCACUGGAAAUCUGCAUGGCCAAUGUCCCAAAUGAACACUGGCCAUCCUUGGUUCAGGAGGCAACAACUGAAGCUUUGAAACUUUCUCCUUGUCCCUUGGCAGCUCUACUUCAAGCCCUGCUACAGUAUAAUCGCAAAAUGGGAGCAAGGGAGACUCGGCGAAUGUUGGAAAGAGUCGUUUAUCAACCAGCAAAUCCAGAAACCAUAGUGUCGGUGGCACGCUGGUACCUCCUGCAACAUCUGUAUGCCAAAGAUGAUUGUGAAUUAAUAGAUGUGCUUAUAGAAAAUGCCAAAGCUAAUGGAGAUGUUAGAGCUCUGGAACUAAAUGAGAAAUUGUCAGCAAGUGCCUAGAAUGGACUAUCUCAAGCAAAAUACUCUUACGUUCAUCCAGUUCAAUUAGUUCACCUUCCAGAAGUGUAUGGAUUUUGGGCUGUUUUGUUUGUUGUGUCUGAUUUAUUUUUUUCUGUUUCAUCAACUGCAGCCUUGUCUUUAGUUUUGCUUUUUCUUGAACAAAAGUAGGUUAUUUUCAUGUUGAGUUACACACAUAAAAUCACAUUUAUUUUGUAAAGAAAACUCUGAAAUGUGCUUUUCUUUUUUUCCCCCCACUAAUUAAACUUUGUUGCUAUUCACAAUAGAGUAUUUCCCCCCUAACUUAGGUAGCAAACAGAAUUCCCCUUUAUCUACUCAUGUGUCUCUGUCAGGCCUGAGGAUUCCUGGGCUCUGAUACCUUCUGGACCACAGCUAGGGCCCCCUCCCAGGAGUGCUGGUAGGAGUUGAGGGACAGGAGCAGAGUGUUCCUUUGGUCCAGGGGUCUUCUAGAUACCUUCUGUCCUGUCUGGGUCACCAGAACAGAUGCCUUGUGAAGGCUGACCUAGCACAGAGACUAGAUGGAGUUAAAGUAGGUAUUUAUUAGAAGGCCUCAAUGGAUCCACCUUGGGCAAGAGCCCAGCCAUGGCUACACCCAAGAUGAACCCAAAAUGGUCACAAAAAUGGAUGACUGGUCACAUGUCUCUCACUUUUAUAAGUUCUGGUCCAUUAGCAUAUUGGAGUUAAUUGUCCAAUUACAGCUUUACAUUAUGAAGUGCCAUCCUUGUUUUUCUCUCUUCAGUCCACGUUAUUUAUGCUCUUGGGGCCUGAGAUUUGGGUGGUUGUCCUUGGUCCCAAGCUAGGAAAGGAAUUGUUUUGUCUACCUACUCUGUGAAGAAAGCUUACCAUCCCUUAAUAUGAAGCUCAGACCCACACAUUAAAGCAGUACAGAAUCUGAAAAAAUAAAAGCUAAAACCUAAGGAAUCAUUUGGAUACAUAGAUGUACAAUUAUUAACUCCACUGCCAGCGAUGCCAGAUUUUCUUGGCUAAGAAGAGCUGGGUAGCAGACAACUUCUGUUAUCCCUUGGUAACUCAGCUGCUGAUUGCUUAAUUGGAUGAAUCAUGACAACUGUUCUUAAGAGAUGUUGUUAUUUUACUUUUAUGUACAUGAAAAUAAAAAAUAAAUAAUGACUCUGACCUGUGAAAGUUUA
Vidua chalybeata is the source of this 6002-nucleotide messenger RNA. RefSeq names its product SKI3 subunit of superkiller complex (gene SKIC3). The coding region runs from base 1 to 4836 and encodes 1611 amino acids. Gene Ontology annotation, cellular component: Ski complex. NCBI's taxonomy places the organism in Eukaryota, Metazoa, Chordata, Aves, Passeriformes, Viduidae. The transcript has 41 exons. Gene Ontology annotation, molecular function: protein binding. The record is from RefSeq and is a predicted model, not a curated record.